CAGGUAUAAAUUCUGUUUGUUUUGAAAGCCCUCUAAGCAGGUAUGUGAAAGUAGUUAAAUAAGCCUAAGCAUUGAUUGUCCUGUCAUGUGCUUGGCUCAGAUGCAUGGGUAAUGAUCAUCCAUUAAACUUUUAAAACAGCGCUGCAGGAGUAAAAUUGAUCUGUAACUGAAUGUGUCAGGCUGGAAAACUCUCUCAUAAACUUACCAGUUUGCUUGUAAGAUAGGUGACAACAAAGCCUGCUUUAUGAGGUGGAAAAGAUACAUGAAGUCAGUUAAAAUACUACUUGCAUCACAACGAAGGACAACCUGAAGCUAAUGACUGUGCUUCAGUUCUGUUUUUCAGCAAUAGGAUCAAAAUGCCAUUGAUUGUAUAGUCAGCCCAGUGUCAGCUGUUAUGAAAAUGCUGGUAAUUGUUACUUUUUAUUUUUCACUAUUAGGCAUUAUUUAUUUUUACAUAUUUCUGAUACCAGUGAUCACAUUACUGAUCAGCAGUGGUCAUUCACUAGAAGAACUUUGUCUUUCUUACUUCUCUGCUGGACUAAUGUUUGGAAGAAGAGAGAAUCCACAGGUUUUUGAUCUUUGUUUUAUAUCAGAUUUAGGGUAUAAUUACUGUAAUACUUUUGAAAUGAGAAAAAUAUAAUUAGAAUGAUGAGUUCUAGAGCCCUUUCUUCACUGUGUUGUAGAUGUAAAGGACUUCUGUGUAUAUCCUCAUUCAAGUGUUGCUUGCUGAUAGCUCGAGGAAGCUUCUGUAGGUACACAUUUCAUUCAGUGAAAUUUCAUUUUUGUUUUUCCACAUUUCUGUUUCAGAUCAAGAAGGAUCAAAAUAAAAGCACAAGGGGGAAAGAGAAGUGUCAGGGGACUAUCAAAUCAAAUAGCUCAACACUUUAAAACAUGGGUUUCAUCUAAAUGUCAGCGCUGCUUUGCAUUCUUAGAUUGUUCUUGCUUUGAUUCACUGGUAUGAGAGGAUGUUCCAGACAAUAAUACAAGAACUGGCUGCUGUAAUACUCUGUUGUGUUGGAGUGGCCCACCACAUGGCAAUGCAUUGCCUCUAAUUAAAGCAGAGCUGCACCUGCGUCAGGGCUUUAAAUGCUUAGACUUGAUAUUUCUUUCUCUGCAUAGAAACUGACUAGCAACAUCCUGUAACAAGGACAUAUUUAAUAUUAAUUAAUCCCAUCUCUUCUCCAUAUUCUGUAUGCACCAUGUCUUCUGCAUUGUUCUCCAGUGUGACAACUAAAGCAGUGUGUAGUAGUAAAUGUUGCAUCCCUGCAUUCUCAUCUUUCUUCUAAGAAGGUUGUAUGACUGUACUCUUUUCUUGUUAUUGAUUCUGAAUUUGGCAUGCAGGUUUACAAUGCUAUGAGCGUGGGUUUAGGGACAUGUGUUAUUGAAGAGAGUAGGGAAUAUAGUGUUUUAUGCAUAGCUUUGUGGAACCAAAGUUUUCAUGUUGGUCAGCCCUAAGACAGUCAGGUCUGCAAGUCUUUGUUACAAGUAAGUAGGAGGUGGAGUUGUGAGCAGCAUAGUUGACAGAGCUUAGACUUGUCCAGGUUGAAAAGCACCUUGGAAGCUCUUUUUGUGUGACGUUUUGCUCCAAGAAGGGUGAAUUCAGGCUGCAUUGCUUAGGACUUUGUUUAGUCUAGUCUUAGUCUGAGAGCAAAGGUUCUACAACCUCUCAGCACCUGUUCCAGUUGUUGAUAAUCCUUAGAGAGAAAAACCUUUUUUGCUAUCCAGUCGGAACCUUCCUUGUUUCAGUCUGUGCUGUUUCUUGAAUUGUUCCCUCCCACAAACCUCAAUAGGCAAGGAAUCUGCCAUCUUCUUCAUAACCUUCUCUUGUGAAAGCUGCUGUUAGGUUCCCUUGAGACUUUAUCAAGUUAGACGUGUCUGGCUGGUGGAUACCAUGACUUCAGCCCAUUGACUUUCUUCUGGGGAGCCCCAAGCUGGAGACAGUAGCCCAGGUGUGAUGUAACAAGUCCCAGGCCCUUCAGUGUUCUGGCUGGCCUCUUUAUGAUACAGCUUUGAAGUUUAAGCACUGGCCAAGACACCCUGGAUGCUUGGAAAUAGAGUUUUUGACAUCUUUUAUCCAUGAACCUAGAGAGGAAAGAGUUUUUACCAUGAGAAGACAUCAUCAGCAAGGUGUUCGUGCUUCUGACUCGGUCAUCAAAUAUUAAUGGAAAAAAAAAACAACUGAUUAAUUAACAUAGUUCUGGCAGUUUGUUGCUUGUUUUUUUUCUUUUAAUUCUUUGGUGUUUGAUGAAGAGAAAUUUGAGAAAAAUUUCAAGGAAUGGAGUUAGCUCACAGUUUACUGCUCAAUGAAGAAGAGUACAACCAGCUUGGUGAAUAUCAGAAGGCAGAGUUCAUUUUUGAAUGGUUACAGUUUUUGGAAAAGCUUUUACCAGUCACUAGCAGAACUGAUAUAAAAGAAAACCAGAAGAAACUGGUUGAACAAUUGACUUCUUUAUUAAACAAUUCACCAGGACCUCCUACCAGACGGCUUGUUGCCAAGAAUUUGGCUGUACUUUAUAGCACUGGAGACACUUUUUCUGUUUACCAAACAAUUGAAAAAUGCAAUGAACUCAUUCGGAGUAAAGAUGAUUCACCAAGUUAUCUGCCUACAAAACUUGCUGCGGUGGUAUGCUUGGGCUAUUUAUACAAAAAAUUGGGAAGAAUUUUGGGAAACAGUUUUACUGACACCGUUGGGAAUGUGCUUAAAGCAAUGAAGAAUGCAGAGUCUCAAGGCCGUUACGAAAUCAUGCUUAGUUUACAAAAUAUGUUGAAGGGUUUAGGAGCUGCUGCUAUCCCUUGCCAUAGAGAUAUUUAUAAAGCUGCCCGAUCUUGUUUGACAGAUCGAUCUAUGGCAGUCCGCUGUGCUGCUGCAAAGUGUCUUCUUGAACUUCAGAAUGAAGCAGUAUUUAUGUGGACUACAGAUCUGGAUAGUGUUGUGACCUUGUGUUUUAAAUCCUUUGAAGGUUCUAAUUAUGAUGUACAUUUAGCAGUUUCAAAACUUUUAGGCACAGUACUGGCCAGAGCUUUAACAUCCAAGCAGACAACAGUAUCAACCAAGCAUAACUCCCGCAAAAUCUCUUUGGAAGAAGUGAUGGAGCUCUUAGGAACUGGAUUUCUGCGUGGAAGUUACGGAUUUCUACGAGCCAGUGGUGAUAUGCUGAAAGGGACCAGCUCUGUCAGCAGAGAUGUUAGGGUUGGAGUCACACAGGCGUACGUGGUAUUUGUCUCUACAUUAGGAGGACAGUGGCUUGAAAGGAACUUCUCUGCCUUCCUUUCCCAUAUUCUAGAUCUUGUUUCUCAGUCUCACCCUAAGGCUAUUCAGAAUCAGACAGAUGCUAUCGGCUGUCGCUGCUGUGUUUCAUUUAUCCUUCGAGCUACAGUAGGAGGCCUUCUUGGGGAAAAAGCUCAAAUUGCAGCUGCCAAGGAGAUUUGUCAGGCCGUCUGGAAACUGAAGAAAGUUGUGGAUGCUUCACUGAGUGACAGUAAUUUGGAGACACGAAUUAGUACAGCAGAUGUAACAGCAAGUCAGCAUGUGCUUGUGUGUGCACUUCAAGAACUUGGCAGUCUCAUCCAUGGCUUAGGAACUACAGCAGCACCAUUACUACAGGACUCCAGUACAGGAGUUCUGGAUGCAGUAAUUUCUGUUAUCCUUCAUCCCAGCAUUCCAGUUAGGCUAACAGCAGCUUGGUGUUUACGCUGUAUUGCAAUAGCAUUACCCUCCUCUGUGUCUCUACUGUUGAAUCGUUGCAUUGAACGUCUGAAUGCAUUGAAAUCCUCCCCAGAAGCAGUAACUGGCUUCAGUUUUGCUAUUGCUGCUUUACUGGGUGCAGUAAAACACUGUCCUCUGGGAAUUCCACAUGGAAAAGGGAAGGUAAUCAUGUCUGUAGCAGAAGAUUUGUUGUGUUCUGCUUCUCAGAACAGUCGCCUUUCACUGCAGCGAACACAGGCUGGAUGGCUGUUAAUAGCAGCCCUCAUGACAUUAGGUCCUGCGGUUGUCCAAUACCACCUUCCACGAAUACUUUUACUGUGGAAGUGUGUCUUUCCAUCAUCUCCUAAAGACCUAGAAACAGAGAAGACACGAGGAGAUUCAUUUACAUGGCAAGUAACUCUAGAAGGCCGUGCUGGUGCUCUCUGUGCAAUCAGAAGCUUCAUUUCCAACUGUGCUGGUCUUCUUACAGAUGAGGUUCUUCAGAGACUUCUUCCUCCUCUCCCAAGUGCUGUUGCUUUACUGACACAGCUUUCUUCAAUCUCUAAGUCUUACGGAAAUUCUUUAAAAACACCAUCAACAGUUUACAGACAUAAACUUUAUGAAUUACUGGCAGUAUUACCUCCAAAAAUGUAUGAAGGAAGCUUCCAUGCUGUUCUGAAAGAGAUAGUGGUGGAUUUAACUAUACCAGAUAGCCAGAUUGAUGCCUCUACAUUCUUGCUUCCACCCCUUUGUCAUGAGGAUGAUCUCCUUUUACUUGGUCCCUUACUGCAGGAGACUGACCACCGAUUUAUUGAAGAGCAGCUCCUUUUACGUAACAAUGUAGCUGGAGGAAGUCUGGAAUACGAUCCUUACUCCAUAUACGAGAAGCUUGCAAAGCGUGAUUCGGUACCUAAACCACUACCUCCCGCACUGUCAGUUGUCAGUGCAGCAACAACUCUUUUUGGAGUUAUAUUUUGCCAUAUAGCAGAAAUUCACAGGCUCCAAGUACUAGAACAGUUGUUGAAUUCUUUAAAGCAAACAAAAGGAUCACGACAGCAAAUAGUGCAAUUAAAUGUUGUGUCAGCCUUUUCUACGUUUUUAAAGCACUUGGCUAACUGCAAGGGAAGUUUAGGACCAGAAGAAGUUAGAAGAUCUGCUCUGACACUGGUACUUGGUGCCUUGGAAAGCAAUAAUCCACUUCUAAGAUGUGCUGCUGCAGAGUGUUGGGCCAGGUUGGCUCAGGUGGUUUCUGACAGUGCCUUUACUGCCGGAUUAGCACAAGUUAGUUUUGACAAGCUAAAAUCUGCUAGAGAUGUGGUAUCAAGAACGGGCCACUCUUUGGCACUGGGAUGUCUGUAUAGAUACCUGGGAGGAAUAGGUUCUACUCAGCACCUGAAUGCAUGUGUUGGAAUCCUUUAUACUUUAUCUCAGGACAGUACUUCUCCUGAUGUACAGGCAUGGGCACUGCACUCUUUGUCCCUGACAGUAGAUUUAGCUGGCCCCUUGUACCAUGUGCAUGUGGAACCUACCUUAUCUCUUGUUCUCAUGUUGUUGUUAACUGUGCCUCCUACAUACACUGAAGUUCACCAAAGCCUUGGUCGCUGUUUAAAUGCAUUGAUUACCACACUGGGCCCUGAGUUGCAAGGCAGUAGUGCUACAGUUUCAGCUUUAAGAACUUCCUGUCUCCUCGGCUGUGCAGUGAUGCAAGAUAAUCCUGACUGCCUUGUUCAGGCUCAAGCCAUCUCUUGCCUUCAGCAGCUUCACAUGUUUGCUCCUCGACAUGUCAACUUGUCUAGCCUUGUAAGCUGCAUAUGUGAAAUCUUGUUGGAUAAUUCUGUGUUGGUGAAUCUUUGUAGCUCAUACUUGUUACUGAGACGUGCAGCUGUAGCUUGCUUGCGUCAACUUGUGCAAAGAGAAGCUGCUGAGGUAUCAGAAUAUGCUGUUGCACUAGUUAAAGAGAGCAGAGAAGACUUUACUCCAGAUAUUAACAUCAGAGAAAUAGGCCUGGAAGGGGCAUUGCUGGGCUUGCUGGACAAAGAAUUGGAUCAAAGAUUGUGCCAGGAUAUCAAAGAGACUCUUAGUCAUAUGCUUACUUCAAUGGCAGUUGAGAAACUCUCUUUUUGGCUGAAGCUUUGUAAAGAUGUUCUUGCUGCCUCAGCUGAUUUCAAUACAGUAGCAUCAAUAGAUACCACUCAAGAAGAAGAAACUGCGAAAGUGGAUGAUGUAUCCAUAUUAACAUCUGAAAGUGAAGAGAGGUUCCAUCCUUUCAGUAAUCCGCGGUGGUCCACCAGAGUUUUUGCUGCAGAAUGUGUGUGCAAAAUUAUAAACCAGUGUGAAAAUGCAGGGAAUGCCCACUUUGACAUAACUUUGGCUCAGGAAAGGAAACAACGUGAUUCGAGAGAUGACUUUUUAGUAUUGCAUUUAGCUGACUUGAUCCGAAUGGCUUUUAUGGCUGCCACAGAUCACAGUGAUCAACUUCGUCUUUCUGGGCUUCAAACUUUGCAAAUUGUUGUUCGGAAGUUUGCAGCUGUUCCAGAGCCAGAGUUUCCAGGUCAUCUCAUUCUGGAGCAAUAUCAAGCCAAUGUUGGAGCAGCACUUAGGCCUGCCUUUGCUCCAGAAACUCCUCCUGAUGUCACAGCAAAAGCAUGUCAGGUGUGCAGUGCCUGGAUAGCAAGUGGUGUAGUAAGUGAUCUCAGUGAUCUUCGAAGGGUUCACCAGUUGCUUGUAUCUUCUUUGGUCAAAGUGCAAGCUGGAAAAGAAGCACAAAGUCAACAGUAUAAUGAAAGCACCUCAACUAUGGAGAUACUGGCUGUGCUUAAGGCCUGGGCAGAGGUUUACAUAGUUGCAAUUGAAAAGCAAAAAAAUCAAGGUGAUACACAUAGUCACUCCUUGAAAACAGCAAACUCUGCAGAAGAAAGUUAUAGAGAUGUAACAUCUUCCGCCAGUGGUCUUGUGGACUUAGUACAAGCAGAUCUUGGAACACUGAGCAAACUCUGGCUUGCUGCACUUCAGGACUUCGCUCUCUUAAUUUUGCCUUCAGAAUAUGCAUCACAACUACCUGCUGAAGGUGGUGCAUUUUAUACGGCAGAGACAAUAGAAAAUGCCAGACCUCAUUACUACAACUCCUGGGCACUGAUACUUUAUGCUACAGCAUUAUGGCUUACUAGCACAGGUUUCAUUGUUGCGGAUCCAGAUGAAGGAGUUACUAAUCUCUCUAGACCUGUCACCCCAACUACAAUGUGUCAAGAUUCUUCUACCAGGCCUUCAGUGAAAUCUCCUGAGGAUGUGAAUACUGACAGGUUUCAUCUUAUUUUGGGAAUUAGUGUGGAAUUUCUCUGCUCUCCUCGAUCAGAUGCAGCAAUGGAGAACAUUAUUGCCUGCUUGCAUGCCCUACAGGCUCUCUUUGAUGUUCCGUGGCCAAGAUCUAAAAUAGGUGGUGAUCAGGAGUUGGCUGUAGAGCUGCUGAAUGUUUUGCAUCGACUGAUACUGACCAGAGAAUCACCUGAUAUUCAGCUUGCUGCCCUUGAAGUUGUUCGUCUGAUUCUUUUUGCAGCUCAGGAACAUGUGAAGGAAAAGCGGAGAAGUGCAGAAGUUGAUGAUGGUGCUGCAGAAAAGGAAACGCUACCUGAGUUUGGAGAAGGCAAAGAUACAGGAGGGCUGGUGCCUGGGAAGUCCUUGGUCUUUGCAACACUGGAGUUGUGUGUUUGUAUUCUUGUCAGACAGCUUCCCCAGCUCAACCCUAAAUUAACUUGUAGCCCUGCAGUUCAAUCAGGAAAACAUCUGUUACUAUCAGAAGAUGGAAGUAGGCUGGUAUCAGCAGCGUUACUUAUUCUUUCUGAUGUUCCUGCAAUCUGCUCUCCUGAAGGAAGUGUUUCAGUUCUUCCUACCAUUUUGUACCUCAUUAUUGGUGUACUUAAAGAAACUGCACUCAAAGAGCAAGAUGGCCAGCUACCUUUGCCAGUUGCUGCAUCUCUACAAGCUCUUAAAGGACUUCUGUCUUCACCAAUGGCUCGAGCAGAGAAGAGUCGGACAGCGUGGACGGAUCUUCUGCGCAGUGCUUUGGUCACUGUACUCGACUGUUGGGAUCAAGACGGUCUUCUCCGAGAACUCGAUGAAGUGAGCCUACUUACUGCUAUCACAGUAUUUAUUAUGUCCACCAGUCCAGAAGUUACUACCAUAGAGUGCCUUCAAAAGCGUUGUAUUGAAAAGUUCAAAGUAACACUUGAAUCAAAAGAUCCUGUUGUACAAUAUAAAUGCUACCAACUGCUGCACUCCAUCUUUCAGCAUCCAAACAAAACUGUGUCAUAUCCUUAUAUUCACUCUUUAGUAUCAUCCAUCGUGGAGAAAUUGCAGGAAACAGAAAAAUCAAAGCCUGAAAAUGCUGCAGAACUUCAGGUUGUUCAGGAAGGAAUCAAGGUGGUAACAGCUCUUACAGCUGCUGCUGAGGAAGAGCACCGUGCUCAUCUGGUGGCCUGCCUUCUUCCUAUCCUUAUUUCCUUUCUUUUGGAUGAAAAUGCCCUGAGUUCUGCUACAAGCACAGCAAAAAAUCUGCAUGAGUUUGCUUUGCAAAAUCUGAUGCAAAUUGGCCCACAGUACUCAGUGGUUUUUAAGAAAUUAAUGGCUUCCUCUCCAACCAUGAAAGCCAGGCUUGAGUCAGCUGUAAAAGGCAAUCAAGAAAGCAUCAAAGUGAAGACUGCUAAACUUGCAAAGAAUCCUGGGAAAAGUUCGAGCAUUCAGCUGAAGACCAACUUUCUUUGACGUCUCGUUAUUGCACUUUGAUAUCAACAGCAAAAAAUACUCCUUAUAAUUUCUAAUCAGAGGAUAUCUGUGAGUUGCUCUCAUAUGUUUUCCAGUUUGCAUUGAAAAAUUAUAGAAAUCUUUUAAGAGAAAAUAAAACUCUAGAUGACUGCCUGUUAGUUUAGCAGAUUUCUCUGAACAAUAUAAAUAGGACUCUCAGAAAGAUUCUAACCCAUGUUUUUGGAUUAAAGUACCAGAAAUGCACAUGCCUAUAUCAAAAGUCUUUAGUGAAGUUUAUGAUAGAUCUAUUUAGGAGCAGCCCACAAAUAGCCAGAAAGUAAAAUUAAUUUUGUUUUACAUCAAUAUUUGUCAAAAAUAAAUUACCCGAAUCAUUUUUUGGAUGCUACUGGGAUAUAAAUUUACUUGCAGGUGGUAACGUAUCUUAAUUACUAAUUUAACACACUGAAUUAUUAAGUAAGCAGAUUAAAUAUCCUUGUAAGCCUUACAAUAAAUUAUCUUUGAUCUAAAAAAAAAAAAUAAAAAAAUCAGUAAAGAUAACAUCAUUAACAUCUGUAACGUUAAUAAAUUCUUGAGCAGGCCAAUGUUUAACAAAUGCUGUUAAAUACAGCUUUACAGUGCUUCUUCACUGAGGACUUGGUAGUGCUUUGCACUGUGGGGCUGUUGUGAAUCUGUAAGCAUUUGCAGGCUUGGUGCCUUGCUGCUUGGCAUAGUCUCACUUUUCAGGAUGUAUACUUGUGUUAAUUUGUAUUGCAUUAGCCAGGCAAUUGAAGCUCAAAUAUUUUGUCCAUAAUAGGACAGCGACUUUAAUAUACUGUGCCUCGAUUCAGACAUCUAUUCUACCUGGAUGUGUGUUUCCUGAUCUUUAAACGAUCAAAUACAUGCACACAUCACAUAAAUCUAUGCAUCUCUGCAAUGAGAGCUGUGGAUGUACCUGAAGUCAGCUUGUCUUGUGUCAAAUGAAGUACAACAAACUCAUAAGAAGUAUUUAAUUAACAUUUUUAUUAAGGAGCAUAUUUUAAUAUAGAAAAAUAACUAUUAAAAAUUGCAAUGGCUAUAAAGUAUUUUCUACAUAUAGUAUUGAUUUUUUUUUUCUUAAUACCAGUAUUGUCUAAACCAAACACUAUGAAACUGAGGAUAGCAUUUCCUUCUUGGUUCUAAUUACUUAAAAAAAAUUAAAAUUAAAAAGAGAGGGAACUGAGAAACACACUGUGACUCAGGAAAAGUGUGAUGUACUGUAUUUUAUUAAAAGUUUUGUAUAUAAAUAUAAUUGUAAAUUGUACAGAAUUAACCAUUUGACCAAAGUUCUAACAAUUCAGUUUUCUAAUUUACAUAAAUAAAGCUAAUUUUCUUCACUUGA
This is a messenger RNA of Coturnix japonica (Japanese quail), 9800 nucleotides long. It is a transcript of the gene HEATR5A, whose product is annotated as HEAT repeat containing 5A. NCBI's taxonomy places the organism in Eukaryota, Metazoa, Chordata, Aves, Galliformes, Phasianidae. Gene Ontology annotation, cellular component: endocytic vesicle; Golgi apparatus; membrane. Gene Ontology annotation, biological process: endocytosis; retrograde transport, endosome to Golgi; intracellular protein localization. The record is from RefSeq and is a predicted model, not a curated record.